Rhagoletis zephyria (snowberry fruit fly) is the source of this 3774-nucleotide messenger RNA. RefSeq names its product sodium potassium chloride cotransporter (gene NKCC). Gene Ontology annotation, molecular function: sodium:potassium:chloride symporter activity. Gene Ontology annotation, biological process: potassium ion import across plasma membrane; potassium ion homeostasis; chloride transmembrane transport. Lineage: Eukaryota; Metazoa; Arthropoda; Insecta; Diptera; Tephritidae. Gene Ontology annotation, cellular component: membrane. The record is from RefSeq and is a predicted model, not a curated record.
UCUCUGUUAUUACACUUCGAUUCACAUCGAUUGAGAUAAAAGAAACUGUAAUUAUUAAUUUUCAGUUAUUUGCCGCUGAUAUUCCGAAAAGUUCGCAACGAAAUCGCAUUACGGUCGGUGUCGAUGAAGUAUCGGGCAGCAAGUGAGAAUAUUUCGAGGCGCUGCAACACGAACGAGCUUCCUGCUGUUGGCGUGAAAGCCUACCGAAAACUAUAAACCGGAAACGGAACUCAAUCGCACACAAAUAAGCGGCGAUUUAAGUUAAUUCAGACUAAAACCAGAAAAGAAAACAAAAACUAAAUUUGUGUCCAAUCUUCAAUGAAAGUGAAAGCACACAUACGAAACAGUCUGUGAUGAAAGUGUUUAAAUUUUAAGUGUGAAAAGGCAGUAAAGCACAACAAACUAUCUUGGCCAUUGUGAAUGCCAUACGAAUGUGUGUUGACAGUGUCGCUAGUUCUAUUUAAGGUUUUUAAUUUUGACAAAAAAUAAAAAACGAAAACAAAUUUGUGUCUAAAAGUGAAGAUGGCUGAUCACACGCCAAAAGCCAACCUUGAUUCUGAAGGUGGCCUCACCAUUCCCACCAUUUCGGCGAGCUUGUCCCACACGCAUACGCCGCCACAGCAAAACGGACAUCCGCCAAUUGCCAACAACAAUUGUGCGUCGCCCAAUACGCUAAGCGACAGUUAUCACCUGAACAGCGACAGUGGCAAUGUUGUCGGCCGCAAAAACUCCCGCCUUUCGCUGCGUGGUUUCGGCCAUUUUUUGCGUAAAAAUUCGCGUCAAGAAGAUGAUCGUAAAUACAGUUUGGCGCAGUUAACGACGGAAGCGCUGCCGAGAUUAGAUAAUUACAGAAUAUCAAAGCGUAAUAUGAAGAGGCCAUCGAUUGGCGAACUGCAUGGCGAGCUGCAAGAACAGAGCAUCCAAAUGCCCGAUCUGCCACCCGAAAGCAACAGCCACUCAAUCAAACUGGGCUGGAUAAAUGGCGUCGUCAUACCGUGUCUACUUAACAUUUGGGGUGUCAUGUUAUUCUUGCGCCUUAGCUGGGUAGUCGCUGAGUCUGGCAUAUUGCAGUCACUCAUUAUAAUCGGUAUUUCGGCUGUAGUUUGCGUGAUCACCACACUUUCACUAUCUGCGAUCAGCACGAAUGGUGAGGUGAAGGGAGGCGGCGUAUAUUUCAUAAUUUCACGCUCGCUGGGCCCAGAGUUCGGCGCUUCUGUUGGUGUGGUCUUUGCAUUUGCCAAUGCCGUUGCCGCAUCCAUGAAUACAAUCGGCUUCUGCGACUCGCUAAACGAUUUGUUGAAAAAUCACGGCUUGAAGAUCAUCGAUGGCGGGAUUAAUGAUGUACGCAUUGUUGGCGUAUGCACCAUAGUGGUGUUGAUACUCAUUUGCUGCGUUGGCAUGGAAUGGGAGUCGAAGGCGCAAAAUUUCCUUAUCGUCACUAUAGUUUUGGCUAUUUUUAAUUUCUUAAUUGGCUCAGCGAUUGGACCACGUGGGAAUGAGGAAGCUAUAGCAAAAGGUUUCGUCGGUUUCUCAUGGAGCAAUUUUAAGGAAAACUUUGGCGGUGACUACCGCUUUUCGGAAGGCGUUAAUCAAGACUUUUUUAGUGUAUUCGCAAUCUAUUUUCCCAGUGUGACAGGCAUACAAGCUGGUGCGAACAUUUGCGGUGACUUAAAGGAUCCUGGUGCGGCUAUACCCAAAGGAACAUUUUGGGCGCUCAUGAUUUCCAUGUUUUCAUAUGCUGUGUUCGUAUUGUUCGCGGGCGGGGCAGCUGCGCGUGAUGCUUCUGGCAAUGUUGCAGACUUAAUUAACGGUACAUUGAUCAGUUCGGAGUUGCCGUGCAAGGUGAACUUGACCUGCAACUACGGCCUCCACAAUUCCUACUCCGUUAUGCAAUUGAUGUCUGUGUGGGGUCCUCUCAUCUAUGCCGGCUGUUUCGCUGCCACACUAAGUACUGCACUCACUAACAUCCUUUCAGUACCACGUCUUGUACAAGCUUUGGGCAUUGAUCGCAUUUACCCCGGGCUGAUUUUCUUCUCCAAACCCUAUGGUAAGCAUGGUGAACCCUAUCGCGGCUACGUGCUGACCUUCAUCAUAUCGGCUGGAUUCUUACUGAUUGGUGAACUGAACGUUAUUGCGCCACUCAUUUCCAAUUUCUAUUUGGCUUCCUAUGCCCUAAUCAAUUUCUGUACGUUCCAUGCGUCGUUCGUGAAACCGCUCGGCUGGCGUCCAACAUUUAAGUAUUACAACACAUGGUUAAGUUUAUUCGGCUUUAUACUUUGCAUAGCCAUUAUGUUUUUGAUCGAUUGGAUAUCAUCGCUCAUCACAUUGGUCAUAAUAUUUGCUCUCUAUCUGAUCGUUAUGUAUCGGAAGCCAGAAGCUAACUGGGGCUCCUCAACACAAGAGCAACAGUAUAAGGCCACACUUACUGCGGUGCACCGGCUGCAAAAUGUUUCCGAUCAUGUCAAGAACUACCAUCCGCAAAUUUUGGUGCUCAGCGGUGAUCCAAGCAGUCGCCCACCACUAAUAGAUUUCGGCAAUAUGCUGACCAGACACAAUUCGCUUAUGUUCAUAGGAAAUGUUGUACCGAUGAGUAUGGGUUAUAAGAACCGCUUGAGUAUCAUAAAGGAUGGUCAGAAGUAUUUAGACGCACGCAAAAUUAAGGCUUUCUACAAUGUUAUUGAUGGUUUAUCCAUGGAGGAGGGUGUCAAUGCACUCUUAAAAUCGACCGGCUUCGGCAAAUUGACGCCCAACAUUGUAUUGAUGGGCUAUAAAACCGACUGGGCUCAGUGCAGGCGACAAUGUGUGGAGAGCUAUUUCAAUAUUUUGUACAAUGCUUUUUCGCAACGCAUGGGUGUCGUCAUCCUACGUCUACCGAAUGGUUUGGAAUUUUCCGAACUCAAUCCGGAAAUUCCGAGCAAUGGUAGACAUGUACACAACGCAAACGAAUUAGGUUACACUAAUGCGCUAGUGCCAAGUGCGAAUGCUGCUUCAGAGUUGCUGCAUGUGGACUCUAAUUUGAAUCUGGCAGGCAUUGAUAGCACCAAUUCAUCGUUUAUGGUUUCGCAUACGCCAUCGAUGCCCAAUAUGACAAGUUCCCGUAAAUAUACCGUAAGUCAAGGUGACGGUAUAAAAUACCUAACGAAAAGUGGUUCCGAAGUGCCAAAGGAUGUGCUCGACGCAGUGACGGUAUUCCUACGCAAACAACCUAAGGGUACAGUUGACGUUUUCUGGCUUUAUGAUGACGGCGGUUUGACCAUGUUACUGCCAUAUAUACUUUCACUGCGUUCAAAUUACCAAAAUUGUAAGCUGCGCGUAUUCGCGUUGAGUCAUGGAAAAGAUGAGGAAAUGGAGGAGAAAAACAUGGCCAAUUUGUUAAAGAAGUUCCGUAUUAAAUUUUCCGAGCUUAUAAUGCUCAAGGGUCUGUCUACGAAACCGCGCGUGGAUACGCUGUUUAAGCACAGACAACUUAUACAAAACUAUUGCCACAAUUCUGCCAAUGAGAUGCGUCAUCUCGAAGAAGAGCUUCACUCAUUGGAAGAGAAGACGCACCGCCAGCUGCGCAUUCACGAGCUUGUUGUAGAACACUCAUCGCAGGCGACACUCGUUGUUAUGUCUCUGCCAAUGCCGCGAAGAGAAGCAAUUUCGGCGGCGCUGUAUAUGUCUUGGUUGGAGAUGCUUACAGCCGAUAUUAAUUGCCCCGUAGUCCUGGCGCGUGGUAAUCAAACGCCAGUUUUAACCUUCUACUCGUAGUUGCAGGGAGCGGUAUACACAACA